Cryptomeria japonica (Japanese cedar) is the source of this 3341-nucleotide messenger RNA. RefSeq names its product cation/calcium exchanger 3. Gene Ontology annotation, molecular function: monoatomic cation transmembrane transporter activity. Bases 915 to 3053 code for a protein of 712 amino acids. The transcript is spliced from 2 exons. The record is from RefSeq and is a predicted model, not a curated record. Gene Ontology annotation, cellular component: membrane. NCBI's taxonomy places the organism in Eukaryota, Viridiplantae, Streptophyta, Pinopsida, Cupressales, Cupressaceae. Gene Ontology annotation, biological process: transmembrane transport; monoatomic cation transport.
ACUUUAAUUAAUAAAAAUAUAAAAAAUUAAAGAGCCAAAAAAUGAAAUUGCAAACUAAAAGACUUUCAAAUCCCAAACUGAUAUUUUCUAUUCAACUGCAGUAGCAAUCGCACAGCAGUUAAAUUCUGGUCUGGUGUCAGAUUCAUUUCCCACAUCUGAAGAAAAAACAAAUGCCAGCAGUUGGGUAGUUUUUUGUCAAGCAUAAUUCUCAAAAGAGUAUUCCUUAAUCUUAUGGCAGAUUUAUCUGCUUAUGAGAAAUAAAUCUGAAUCGUCUCUGAAAGCUUUGCACGAAUUGCUCUGUAACUAGAAGCAGAAAACUUCUAGUCCCUUUAUGCUUCACUUUCUGUCAGCUGCCCUCGAAUCAUGUAAGUGCAGCUCUCCGAUUUGAUGAUUGUUACUAGACGCCAAAUGCGUGAGAAUAUAGAUUGCCGGCCGGCCAUUUGCAGAGCUUUCGGUAAAAUUGUCGCUUUCCGCAAACAAGUGUUUCUCAGCUCUGAAGUAUCGAAUCAGCAUCAAAUUGCAAAGGCAAGGAAAGAAAAGAUCGGUAGCUGAGGAAUGGGACAAUCUGCGACAAAUUUUGGCUUCUUAUUGCCGUGAAUAGCUUCUGGUCUGUAGAUGGAGGAUUGAUGCAGAGUGUUUAGAGUAUAUGGGGUUGUGCAAAUGAAGCUGAGCCGUUGAAUGCAGAGUGGCGCAGUUGAAAGAUUUCAAGGCAGAAUUCUGCAAAGUAAACUUUCUGUUUGAAAUUUCGUGCUGAAAUCAACAGAAAGGGGUGUUGUUCAUGUAUUCUUCUGUCGUAAUAAGUAUGUCUUAAAUGACGAAACCUUGGCUAGAUCAUGAUUUAAAAGCUUGAUGGAGCAGACCAUGGUUUUGGUUGAAGAACAACGAAGAAUUUAUAUGCUAUAAAACCCUGAAGCAUGGCAAUGGACGGCGUUAGAAAUUGGAGCAAGAGAUUGCGACUGAUUUUUAACCUAGUCUUUGUUAUUCUAUUGUUUUUCUUCUUCUUCAACCAAACUAAGCCUAUCUCUCCUCUUAACCUUAGAAGGAUAAUUUCUACAUCCUCGUACCGUUGGAGCUUCCAUACUUCCAGGUCCAAUUUCAGGCUGCAAGGUUAUCAGAAGAAAAAUACUAAGUCCAGUCAAGUAGAAAGAAUUCUAUCAGAAAAUUCCUCAGAAAUCAGGCAUAUGGUGGCAGUGAGCCCUAUGGAACAAGGUUAUCAGAAGGAAAACACUGAUUUCAGUCAAGUAGAAAGAAUUAUAUCAGAAAAUUCGUCAGAAAUCAGGCAUUUUGUGGCAGCGACUCCAAUGGAACAAGGCCAACAUCAUAAACUUGCCGAAAGUCCGAACCUCGUGGUGCCGGCUUCGGAAGAUGAAGAGGAUGAUAAUUUUUGUAGUGGUGUGAAACGGCACUUGAAUUAUGGGAGUGAGUGUGAAUACAUCAAGGCAAAAGAUCAUUGCAGUUCUGGAGGGUUUAUUGAGUACAUCGAGUUCUUCUACUGUACAUGUGGAAAAGUCCCUGUUUUGGGGUACAUAGUGCUAGGGUUGUGGCUAGUGGCAUUGUUCUAUAUGCUGGGAAAUACUGCCACAGAUUUCUUUUGUUGUUCUUUAGAGAUGCUAGCAAGUCUGCUGAAAUUGGCACCGACAGUUGCAGGAGCCACACUUCUUCCUCUUGGAAAUGGUGCUCCUGAUGUGUUUGCUAGCGUUGCAGCCUUUUUAGGGGCAGAUUCUGGGCAAAUAGGCAUGAACAGUGUUCUAGGAGGUGCUGUUUUUGUUACCUGUGUUGUUGUUGGAUCGAUCUGUCUCUUUGUGGAUGAUACUGGGGUGUCCAUUGAUCACUUUUGCUUUGUCAGAGAUAUUUCUUUCUUUCUCUUUACUCUUGCUUCACUAUAUGUGAUUUUGACUGUUGGUAAGAUCAAUCUGUGGGGAGCAGUGGGGUUUGUUUCCAUAUAUUUUGUAUAUGUUUUUUCUAUUGCUGUGAAGGAGGUCUUGAGGAAGAGAAGCAAAAAAAGUGAUUUUGAGUCAAUGACACCCUUGUACCCUGUCCUUGAAAGCAUUUAUGUUGAAGACAAUAGUUUUCGUCAACCCCUUUUGGAUCCAGAAUCAGAUACAAGUUUGGCUGGUGAUUCAGAGUUCUUUCCUGUACCCACAUCUGCACCACAAUGGAUGUGCACAAAAAAUGUUUCUGUUUAUGCAGAUCAGGCAUUGGUUAAGUCAGGGGAGGCUCCAUGGCCUUUAUGGGGUUGGAAUGAAGGAAUCAAGACAAGCAAGUCAUGCUGUAGAUUUUUCUUAUUUCUUUUGGAGAUGCCACUCCUCUUACCAAGGCGUUUGACAAUUCCCAUAGUUGAUGAGAACCGGUGGUCAAGGGGUUUUGCAAUUGCAAGUGCUAUACUAGCGCCAACUCUUUUGGCAUUUCUUUGGAAUUUUCAAGAGAUCAACUCUAUCAGAAUUGGCAGAUAUGUGUACUUUAUUGGUGUAAUUUUGGGUGCUUCAUUAGGAACCCUGGCUUUCUAUAUAACCAAGGUGGAGCAUCCACCCCGCAAAUUUUUGUUUCCAUGGGUUGCAGGAGGUUUCUUAAUGAGCAUUGUGUGGUUUUAUGUGAUUGCUAAUGAGCUGGUGGCUUUGUUGGUUGCCUUCGGGACGAUUCUGGGCAUAAGCCCUUCACUUCUAGGUCUCACAGUUCUAGCUUGGGGUAACUCUAUGGGUGAUCUGAUGUCUAACAUUGCAUUGGCAUUAAACGGUAGCAGUGGAGUGCAGAUUGCAUUGUCAGGUUGCUAUGCAGGGCCUAUGUUUAAUACAUUAGCUGGAUUAGGGUUGUCUUUGGUAUUGGGAGCUUGGAAAAAUCAGCCUUUUUAUAUAAUUCCAGAGGAUCCUAGUCUUAUUUACACAUUAGGUUUUCUCACAGCUGCUCUUCUAUGGGUACUGGUAGUUUUGCCAAGCAAUAAUAUGCAUCCAAGCAAACUGCUAGGAAUUGGCCUUCUGACAUUAUACUUAUUAUUUUUGCUAUUCAGGUUGGGGGAAUAUUUUGGAUUCCUUUCCAUGGGUGAUGGCAUGUAUUAGAACCCAAAUAAAACAAUUAAGCCUUUCUGAACCAGUACUAACAUGGAAGGACUAGUACCAGGCACGCCUUCUCUUUCCAUGACCAAAAUGUUGGCUGAAUUGUAAUAUAUGCUUAAAAAGCAUGACCUCAAGUUUCCAUGGCUAGAGAAAUAGCAGUGUUCCUUUAUACGUCGCCUCCAUAUUGUAUAUAUACAGGUGCACCUUUUUAUAGUGUUGAUUUUCUAUACAAGAAAACUGUUCUAGAUAACAAGAAAUAUUCAAAUUUUUUAUUUUGGAGAUUUGUUCUCA